CAGACGGACCAAAACAUUUCCCCUGACGUGGAGCUGGACUUGUACAAUGGCUGAUACAAAGGUGGAAAAUACUGUGGAUAACUCCACCACUGUGCAAAACCCAAAUGCGUCAUCCCAGCAAAAUAAUCCACUGUCCAGGAAACUCAAUAAGAUAUUGGAAACGAGGCUUGACAAUGACAAGGAGAUGCUGGAGGCUCUCAAAGCUCUAUCAGUGUUCUUCACAGAGAACAGCCUGCGCACCAGGAGGAACCUCCGCGGUGACAUCGAGAGACGGAGCCUGGCCAUUAAUGAAGAUUUCGCUAGAAUAUUCAAAGAGGUCAAGGAGGAGCUCGAGAGUGUCAAUGAAGACGUCCAGGCCAUGAGCAGCUGCUGUGAGGAGAUGACCAGCAGGCUAAAGGCGGCAAAGGAGCAGACCCAGGAUUUAAUCAUCAAAACCAACAAACUUCAGGGAGAAAAUCACCGGCUGGAGGUCCGAGCUCAGGUGGCACAGGCUUUCCUCUCCAAGUUCCAGCUGACCAGUGAAGAGAUGGCCAUUCUGAGAGGAGCCCGAGACACGCCCAUCACCAAGGAUUUCUUCAAAGCUCUGCAUCGUGUGAAGCAGAUCCAUGAAGACGUUAAAGUCCUUUUGAGAACCAAUCAACAGACAGCAGGGCUGGAGAUCAUGGAGCAGAUGGCUGUGUUACAGGAGACCUCCUAUGAGCAGCUCUAUCGCUGGGCCCAGAAUGAGUGCAGAGGACUGACCCAGGAGACAUGUGACAUCAGCCCCGUGUUGACCCAGGCCAUGGAGGCUCUGCAGGACCGACCAGUGCUGUACAAGUACACGCUGGAUGAGUUUGGCACAGCCCGCCGGUGCGCUGUCGUCAGGGGUUUCAUCGAUGCUCUGACACGGGGAGGGGCUGGAGGGGCGCCACGCCCCAUAGAGAUGCACUCACACGACCCAAUGAGGUAUGUUGGGGACAUGUUGGCCUGGUUGCACCAAGCUACUGCCUCAGAGAAGGAGCAUUUGGAGGCUCUGCUCAAGCAAGUCACGAUACCAGGUGUGGAGGAGAACAUGCAGGAGGUAGUUGGACACAUUACAGAGGGAGUGUGCAGACCACUUAAGGUGAGGAUAGAGCAGGUGAUUGUGGCAGAGCCUGGUGCCGUUCUACUCUACAAACUCUCCAACCUGCUCAAAUUCUACCAUCACACGAUAAGCUCCAUCAUUGGGACCAGCGUGGCCUCCCUGCUCAUGACUGUGGAUGAGAUGCACAUUCUCAGCAAAAAGAUGUUCUUCAACAGCCUCAGUCUACACGCCAGCAGGCUCAUGGACAAGGUGGAGCUCCCCCCUGCUGACCUGGGCCCCACUGCCUCCCUCACACAAACCUUGUCUCUGCUCAGAGAGGUGCUUGCCUCACACGACUCCUCUGUGGUGCCUCUGGAUGCACGCCAGGCUGACUUUGCUCAGGUGCUGUCAUGCAUCUUGGACCCGCUCCUCCAGCUGUGCACUGUCUCUGCCAGUAACCUGGGCACAGCGGACAUGGCCACCUACAUGGUCAACUCCCUGUACGUCAUGAAGACCACCCUGGCUCUGUUUGAGUUCACCGACAAGAGACUAGAGAUGCUGGAGUUUCAGAUAGAGGCUCAUCUUGACACGCUGAUCAACGAGCAGGCGUCCUACGUCCUGACCAGAGCCGGACUCAGCUACAUCUACAACUGUGUCCAGCAGCACAGCCCCGAGCAGGGCCCUCUGUCCCUUCUGCCCAGUAUGGACAACUCAUCAGUGAAAGCAGCUAUGGUCCAGUUUGAUCGGUACUUGUCGUCGCCAGACACUCUAGUGAUGCCACAGCUCAACUUUCUGCUCAGUGCUGCCAUCAAAGAGCAGAUCUUCCGUCAGUCCACAGAGCUGGUGUGCAGGGCCUACGCAGAGGUGUACGCCGCUCUCACAAACCCAGCCAACGGAUACAAGGACGCCGAGAACCUGGUGCCUCGGUCGCCCCCGCAGGUCCAGACCUUACUGUCCUGAGACUCUGCUCCCCCCUCCUCCACCUGCUCUUCUCACCACCACAGCAGCAGCAGCAGGAGAAGCCAAAGACACAAGCACCACGAGGUUAUUUAAAGAGCAGAGUGGUCGGGAUGGCGUCAUGACAUAAAUGUAUAAAGUAAGGCGGGGUUUUCUGUGGGCCAGAGGGAAAGUACAUUACAUUCAGUAUAUACAGUUGUGUUAGAUUGGUGUGGCCUGCUUUUUUCCGUUCCUGUUGCAUGUCUAUAGGCAUAUGAGUUCUGUUGUGCAAAGUCCUGUUUUUAUCACUUCUAUUGAACAUAAAGUGAACUCAUUAAUGUAGUUUUGAAUGAGUUUUUUUUCUUAAAUACUUCACAUGUCUAUUGUGUGGUGAGCUAUAUAAAUUGUCAUAUUCAGACUUGUCACAUUCAAACCCCCGCAUUAGCUUACUGCAAUGGUGAUGUCUGUUGUCAACAAGAUGCUACCACAAUGGAAGUGUUGAAAUGAUCAGUGUGUGUCCAGUCAAGAUGCAUUGACUUUAAAGUGGAACUAAACACUUAAACUCCACCCACAAACACGAAAAAGAAAAGAGUACAGAGGGAGGAGGGGUGCAUUCUGGUGGUAUAAGGAGGAAUAGUGUGAUUGUUUUAACAGGUAACCACACUUCAAACUCAGCCCCUGCAGCCAGGUGUUUGUUAUCAGAAACACCUCCUGUGUGAUGUCACUAACUACUUGAAAUCACAGUGGCCACUGAAGGCAGUACACAACCAGUUUUUGACCGUUUUUUAACCAGAAAGCUACAGAUUUACCUAGUUUGCGCUACGAUUGUCAAAAAAAAGGUAACUGUAGAUGAUACUAUUAAAACAUCAUAUACAUUUUAGCAGCAAGGCAAGUUUAUUUGUAUAGCACAAUUCCUACACAAAGUAAUUCAAAGUUCUUUGCAGAAUAAGAAGGACAUUAAAAUCACACAAAUCAAAACCUAAAUAACCACAAAUAAGCGUCAUAAAAUUAACAUUAAAACAGAAGAGUGCAGAAUGAAGACCUUUCAGUCAUACGCACAGCUAAACAGUUGCAUAAAACGGAAACACUGAUUCCCCAUGUUUAGUCCUGACUCUGGGCACCAGCAAGAGGUCUGACCCUGAAGUCAGCAAAAAUUAUGUAAAAAUAGAAUCUGUCCCCUUUUAGAUCAAGUUGAAAACAUUUUUGUAACUUCAUUUAUCCAACUGCAAUGAUUCAUGGUUACUACCAACAAUGUAAAAAUAAAAACUAAAAAUGUUAAAAAGCCGUUUUCUCAAUUUUGCUAUUUGGAACGUUGGACCUGUGACUUAAUCCAAUGCAACCCUGAACUGUUAUGAAAAGUGUUUCCUGCUCCAAUGACAUAACUGACCACAGACCUCAGAUGACAGGGUGAAGCGGCUCUGAGACUGUGCGCGCUGCUUCUCUGCCCUGUGGGUGACACCGGGGUUCUGCUCCUCCGGCUCUGUGCUCUGGGACUGGCAGUCCUUCCAGCGGUCAGCACAGAGGUCAGGACUUCCCCAGCUCUGCUCCUGUUCCACUCCUCUUCUGCCGUAUGUAGUCACUCAUAAUAGUUCUAAGCUUGAAAAGAACAGACGUUUCCAAAAUAAUCACUGAACUAAAUCACUAAGUGUUUCAGCAUGGAGGUUUUAGUUGGUCUUUUUGUUGCUGUUGCUAAGGUAAGGUAAAAUAUACUUUGAAUUUCCCUCAUGAUGGAUUAAUAAUCUGCAUUUGACCCUUUUUAAAUAGUGUCAUAGAGGCAACCUGCAUUAUACCUAUGAUGCAAGGAUUAGCCAGUUGUUUUACUCAAAUUAUUGCUACUUUAAAAUAACAAAUAAGUGGAAGUAAAUAAAAAAAGUUACC
This is a messenger RNA of Periophthalmus magnuspinnatus, 3856 nucleotides long. RefSeq names its product component of oligomeric golgi complex 6 (gene cog6). The record is from RefSeq and is a predicted model, not a curated record. Gene Ontology annotation, cellular component: COG complex. The transcript has 19 exons. Lineage: Eukaryota; Metazoa; Chordata; Actinopteri; Gobiiformes; Gobiidae. Gene Ontology annotation, biological process: intra-Golgi vesicle-mediated transport. The coding region runs from base 47 to 2002 and encodes 651 amino acids.